CAAGAAUCAAAAAGCGAUGGAUGAGAAAGAAAUUAAAGAUGCAGUUCUUCAGUAAACGAUGAUUCUGGCUUGUUCUUCGCAAACCCACAAUCAUCAUGCAGAAGACUAGGUCUUUUCAUUUUAGGCGGAUUGGGAAACGAAUCCACCAUUUAAUUUCUGACGGUUCGCGUCACGACAGCGAGGAGGAGGUUGAAGAUGAUAGGGCAGAAGCAGAAUCUGAUAAUGAAAUGCCUAACAGCUUCAAUGGCAAUGACAAUGCAUCCUCAGUGGGAAAUCAUCCGCAUAUAGAGCCAGCGAUUAAUCAUCAACAUAAUGCUUCACCUGCAAACUUGGGUGCGGAAACAGCUGGCCCUAAACCUGCCAAGCCACAAACUGAAGUGGAGAUGAUAAAAGAAAGAUUUUCUAGGCUGCUGCUGGGAGAAGAUAUGUCAGGUGCUGGAAAGGGAGUUUCUUCUGCUUUGGCUUUGUCUAAUGCAAUAACAAACUUAGCUGCAUCUGUUUUCGGAGAACAAUCAAAACUGGCGCCAAUGUCUGCAGAAAGCAAAGCAAGGUGGAGAAGAGAAGUUGACUGGCUUUUGUCUGUGACAGAUCACAUUGUCGAGUUUGUUCCAUCAAAACAGAUAGGAAAAGAUGGGACGUGCAUGGAGAUCAUGACUACGCGGCAACGAAUUGAUCUGCUCAUGAACAUCCCUGCCUUACGCAAGCUUGAUGCAAUGCUUAUUGACACGUUAGAUAAUUUCAAAGAUCAGACUGAAUUCUGGUAUGUUAAAAAGGGUGAUGAUGAAUCUGAAGCUAGCAAUAAUAACCAUAGGAAGAGUGACAAAUGGUGGCUACCAACUGUCAAAGUUCCCCCAGAUGGAUUAUCAGAUGCGGGAAGAAAAUGGAUGUAUAUCCAGAAGGACUCUGUCACCCAAGUACUUAAAGCAGCCAUGGCUAUUAAUGCUCAAGUGCUAUCUGAGAUGGAGAUUCCUGAAAACUACAUUGAAUCUCUUCCCAAAAAUGGUAGAGAAAGCCUUGGUGAUUCACUCUAUAAAUUUAUCACAGAGGAUUACUUUGAUCCUGGACAGUUCCUCUCAUCUAUGGACUUGUCAAAUGAGCACAAAGUUCUUGACCUCAAGAAUAGGAUUGAAGCUUCUAUAGUGAUAUGGAGAAGAAAGAUGACCAACAAGGAUAGCAAAUCUUCCUGGGGUUCAGCUGUCAGCCAUGAGAAGAGGGAGCUCUUUGAGGAUAGAGCAGAGACAAUAUUGUUGUUAAUUAAACAGAAGUUUCCAGGACUUCCACAGUCUUCACUUGAAAUCAGCAAGAUCCAAUACAAUAAGGAUGUAGGACAGUCCAUUCUAGAAAGCUAUUCAAGGGUUAUAGAAAGCUUGGCUUAUACAGUGUCGUCAAGGAUUGAGGAUGUGCUAUAUGCUGAUUCCAUGGCUACCAAUCCAUCAAUGCCAACACAUAACAGGAUGUUGUCAGUCGAUGAAGACAUGAGCCGAAACCCUGGGGAAGAGACGGAAAAGUUGAAUUCUUCAUCAGAGACACCAUCCUCCAUGACUCUCUCAGAUUUCAUGAACUGGCCUUCUUCCAAUGGAAGGGAUGACAUGCAUAACUCUGGAGACUUGGAUGAAGUGAACUCUAAAGAAAACGAGGAAAAGAGUUCAAAUAAAACUCCCAAGUACACCAAGAAAUCCUACUGGGACAAGAUUGAGCACCUGUACGCUAUCAAAAGUCCCAUACCUCGCCAUUGACAUCAAUGAACCAUGUGAAACUAUUGGAUAUUCUCAAUUUCUCUUCUAAAUUUACAGCACAUUUUUUUAAAAAAGAUCAAUUAUUCAGUAUACCCAACCCACAAUUUAUAGGGUGCAUUACUCUUCAAAUGAGAGAAAUUGAGAAGAUCCAAUUCCGAAGAGGAAGGAGAAAAGGAGAGAAACUCACAGCAAAAAAAGGAAUCAGGAAGAAAUCAUUCACAGUGCAGGCUUUGUAGGCAUUUGGAACCUGAUCGUUCCUUUUUAAAAAAAUUUCAAGUUCACUGAAUAUGAACAGUCUGAUAUGCUAAAUCCAAAUCCCUCUGUAUCAUGGAGAUCUUUCCUAUCAUAAUUACAGAAGUUACAACCUUGAAAAGCGCCUCACUAAAGAGACAUCACCAUAAAAACACACACAGGACCAGAAGAUGAAGAAAUAGGUUCUCCAGCUUAAUUACUGUGAAUGCUUUCUGGGCCGUAUGAGCCAUAACAUGUCACUGCCACGCAAUGAUUUUCUUUGGCGUCCAGGUUUCUGGUUCACCUACAUAUAAACUCAUUCGGCAUCAGAAAUUAAGAUCCAAAGAGCCAAGCCAAGACAGUUCAAAUGAGGUUGGAUUACAUGAGCCAAACUCACUUGGAAAUGAAAUGUUUGAUUUGGGACUUUUGUUAAGACCGUCAUUGCGUCCUGAACAGGUACCAUAUCUGUAGAUGAAGUAUUGUCAAACCCAGAGAGCAGAAGAAGCUUAGACUAGUUUUAAGUAAAAAAAUUUUAGGCGUUUGCUAAUAGGUUUUUCAAUAGACAUAUGGCACAGUGAAGAAAACAUUUGAACGAUCUAGUUGUAUGAUUAUCAUGAUUGAUUUGAUAGCAGCAAAUUUGUUGCCACGAAAACAAUAUCUUACCUAAGGGCAAGUUGGUAUGCCCCUUAUCAGUAGCAGUGGUUAACUUAAAGUUUGGACAUGGCUUCUGGGUGUACAUAAAAAGUGGCAAAUCCUCCUCCUCAAGCACAAUAUCUUUAAUUUUUGGAGGAGCUUUA
Messenger RNA from Prosopis cineraria, 2764 nucleotides. RefSeq names its product rho guanine nucleotide exchange factor 8-like. Bases 96 to 1736 code for a protein of 546 amino acids. Gene Ontology annotation, molecular function: guanyl-nucleotide exchange factor activity. NCBI's taxonomy places the organism in Eukaryota, Viridiplantae, Streptophyta, Magnoliopsida, Fabales, Fabaceae. The transcript has 9 exons. The record is from RefSeq and is a predicted model, not a curated record.